Triplophysa dalaica is the source of this 3003-nucleotide messenger RNA. It is a transcript of the gene entrep1, whose product is annotated as family with sequence similarity 189 member A2. Bases 217 to 1980 code for a protein of 587 amino acids. The record is from RefSeq and is a predicted model, not a curated record. NCBI's taxonomy places the organism in Eukaryota, Metazoa, Chordata, Actinopteri, Cypriniformes, Nemacheilidae. The transcript is spliced from 11 exons. Gene Ontology annotation, cellular component: membrane.
AGGUCCAAAAAAAAGAAAAACAUGUGAAACUAAAUCCGAGCAGCAUCAAGCAAGUCAUAGAGACUAGUUAUUUAAAAACCAACCUCAACUACCUCGCGAACAUGGAAGAGGCAGCGAACACCGUGUGUAAAGAAAUGAUCUUAGCGUUCAAAGAUAACAGAGUAUAAUGAGGGAACGGCGCUGUGCUUGUUUAACGCGUGUUGUUGUUUGGCUCCAAUGUCUCUGCCCGUAGUGUUGCCCGGAUCUUGUUGUCGUUUGUCGGGGGCCGCUUUGGCCCAUCAUUUCACAAACAGAAGUCGCAACCGGUGCGCGACUGCUCUUCCUUCCCGCAUGUCUGGAACUCAGACGCGGCUCAUCCCAGCGCUGCUGCCGGCUCGCCCGCUACUCUCACUCGGCUUGGUCCAGCUGGUGCUCGGCUGCUCCAUGGUGGCGCUCUCUUUCGGGGCUCUGUCCCUUAGCAAUUCACCCCCGAUCAGAAACUCUUGUCCAUUCUGGGCCGGAUCUUCAGUUAUUCUCUCUGGCAUCAUAGGGUUGACCACAUGGAAACGGCCGAUGCUUCUGCUGGUGAACCUGUUUGUAUUGCUGUCAGUGGUCUGUAUUCUGCUAAACCUGGCGGGGUUCAUUCUCUGUUGUCAGGGAGCUCAGCUGGUCUCCAGUACCAUCAACUGCCAGCUGAGUGAGCAGGGCGACCUUUGUUACUGCUGUUCAGAGACCCCAAGCACCGAGUGCCAAGAGGAGAAAUUGGUAAAGAUCUAUGCGGGCCAUGCGUGUGGCACAAUGAGAAUCCUGCUCAAGAAAGUCCUCUUUGCGUUGUGUGCGCUCAAUGCUCUCGCUACAGCUGUGUGUUUGGUUGCUGCGGCGCUCAGAUAUCUCCAGAUCUUCUCAACAAGACGACCCUGCAUGGAAGAGGCCAGGCCGGUUCCAGAAGAAGUUGAGGAGCACACUCGUCUACCAGACCCUGAUGAGUUUGUUGCCCCUGCGCCCCCACCCUCUUACUUCUCCACCUUUUACUCCUACACCCCACGCCUGGCCCGCAGGAUGUUUGGUGACUGCACGAUUCCUCUUCCUCAUAUAUAUGGCGCCAGGAUUAAAGGUGUGGAGGUCUUCUGUCCACUGGAACCUCCUCCACCUUAUGAAGCUGUUGCAUCACAGCCAGCAACACAGGUCCAGCAGGCUGAGGUGCAAAUGUCUGACCUGACGGAGGUUCUCACACAGGCCACAGAAACAGUUACACCCACUGAUGACAGGUGCCAUCAGACGGCCAUACUGAGCUCCACCCCACCAUCAGAGUCCAGACAGCCUCACACUGCAGUUUCCCCAUCCAGAAGACCUCAAAGAACUCGCCACCGCAGGUCCAACAGUGACCCUGUCCUGCUGGACCUCACUGCCAAGGUAAUAAGUUGUGAGGCAGCUACACAGACAGAGUUAGGCCCGGUUCCAGCUCCUGGAUCAGUGACAGGAACGGUUACGCUACGACGGGAGCGUGGCAAACGGAAGCCCCGCCCUAAUUCCAUGGUCGACUACAAGAGCUAUAAAGACACAAAACUUCUGGUGGCACGGUUUUUGGAGCAAUCUGCCUGCAGCUUAACUCCUGAGGUACAGGAGCUGGUCAAUAGCAUUAAAACCGUUCUGCGCUCCGAUGAGGAACACAUGGAUGAGGCUGUCCGAUGUGCCAGCUUCAUUGACCAGGCCAUCACUGUUUCAGUGACAGCACCGGUGCAACCCACCCACAGCAGACACGUGCAGAUAGAGCCCGUCUCCAACACGCUGCCCCUGCGUAAGCGUCCGGGCAUCCUCCACCUGCGCAGCUGUGGUGACCUCAGCUCCUUCACUUGGGCGGAACUUCAGGACGUGCCGGAACGCAGGCCGGCCCCUUAUUCCCGAACAAACUCCAGGACGGGCUCUCGGGCAGGAUCCCGCCGCGUGGAACAGGAACGUCCACACAGCCUUAUAGGAGUCUUCAGAGAAACCGUCCUCUGAGUGACUCAAACAUACUGUUACAGUAAGAGGGGGGGAAAUAGACUCCGCCCCUGCUGGGUGAUGGUACAGCACCACAACAUUAUGGAUACACAACAGUUUGUCCUUCGAUUGUAUCGUGCCACUACUUUUCUGUUUUUACAUUUUUAGUUGAAUUGUCUUGGAUUUUUAACAGUCUCGAUGUACUGUUGCUUUUAUUAACUAUGCAUUCUUAUAAAACACUGGAAAAAAGUUUUAUUUACCAUAUGCUACCUAUUUAAAAAUAUAUAAUUUCUUAUAUAAAAAUACAAUCGAUAACCAUUGUACAAAAAAUGUAAAGUUCUAUUUAGGUUGAUUUGCUGUAGGGAACUAACGACCGCUGAUCAAAUCAGCAUAUUGUGAGGGAGAGGAAACAUUUUAGUUUUAGUUUUUUAUUUUCACCAUUUUAGGUAAUUUUUCUUUGCCCAAAGGUGCAUUAUUGUUAAUUGUCAGUGAAUGAGAUGAGAUGUUUCUGUGCAUUCUAUAAGGUAAAUUGACAAUCUUAAAUCAACAAUGUUUGUACAGAUCAUGGCUUUCCUCUGGAUCCUUCGUUCGAAUUUUACCCGACAAUCGUGAUUGGAAAAUCUUCAGUCAAAAAUAUUUACUCUUCCCCAUCUUGUUUUAAACCUGCAUGUGAAAGCGGGAAUAGAUGGUAAAUAACUUGUAAAACACUAAUUAUUCAAAUAAAUUCACCACAGCUUCAGGAGACUAGGAAUAUUUGCACAAGUCAUAUACUGCAGACUUUAUGAAACUUAUGGUAUUUUUACUUUUGUUUUUUAAAGAAAAAUGACAGCACACUAUAGAUUCAGAAUAACUACAUGAAGUACAUUUUUGGGGGGUGAUCUGCUCCUCUAACAUGCCGAAUAAAAAGCUUUCUAACAAAAUGUUACAAGUUGUGUUUUUUUAAUUACAUAUCAGCACAAGUUUUGGAUGAGUACACAACAGCCAGUUUGGAUGUGAUGAACAACUGUAAAAAAACUGAUAUUUGCUUUGUAUGAGAUUAAAGAG